This is a messenger RNA of Struthio camelus australis, 2198 nucleotides long. Lineage: Eukaryota; Metazoa; Chordata; Aves; Struthioniformes; Struthionidae. The record is from RefSeq and is a predicted model, not a curated record.
UGGGUUUUUUAUGCGUCCCUGACUCCGGGGACGUUCACGGAUGCAUCAAGCAGAACCCUGCUUAAAGUCCUUUCACUUGAGACCCUAUUUUAAAUUAAUUUCAGUUUGUCUAGGAUGUAUCUGCUGUUUCAGUUUUACCAUUUUGGCUUGUUUAUUGCUCAAUAAAGGGACAGAGCUGCUUUGGUGCAUGGUAGCAACCCUGUGGCAUCCCUUGCAGGAAUGGUUGGCUCUCAGAAUUGCAGAAGGUGCUCAAUUAAACGGCAAGGUGACAGAUUCGUAACUAGGAAGAGCACUUCCUUCUAGGCAAAAAGAUACAAUGGGAUUGUGAAACUUGUUUGGAAGUCGCUGAAGCCAAGAAGAAGUCCUGGUAUAUGUCACAAGGGAAACAUGCAGAAGCAAGAGAGCUAAUGUAUUCAGGGGCGUUGCUGUUCUUCAGUCAUAGCCAGCAAAAUAGCGCUGCUGAUCUGUCCAUGCUGGUUUUGGAGUCUUUGGAGAAAUCAGAUGCAAAAGUAACAGAUGACCUUUUAGAAAACUUGGCUAAAUUGUUUAGUUUAAUGGAUCCAAAUUCUCCGGAAAGAGUGGCUUUUGUAUCCAGAGCACUGAAAUGGUCUAGCGGAGGAUCAGGAAAACUCGGUCAUCCAAAACUACACCAGUUACUAGCAAUUACCUUGUGGAAAGAGCAAAACUAUAGUGAAUCUCGGUAUCACUUCUUGCACUCUACAGAUGGCGAAGGAUGUGCAAAUAUGCUAGUAGAAUACUCCUCGUCCAGAGGAUAUCGCAGUGAGGUGGACAUGUUUGUAGCACAGGCGGUCCUACAAUUUCUCUGCUUAAAAAAUAAGACCAGUGCAUCAGUUGUUUUUACGACAUACACACAGAAACAUCCGUCAAUAGAAAAGGGUCCGCCCUUUGUUCAACCACUUCUAAACUUCAUCUGGUUUCUGUUAUUGGCCGUUGAUGGAGGAAAACUAACAGUAUUUACAGUAUUGUGUGAACAGUAUCAACCCUCGCUGAAAAGAGAUCCCAUGUAUAAUGAGUACCUAGAUAGAAUAGGACAGCUUUUCUUUGGAGUUCCACCCAAGCAGACAUCGUCCUACGGAGGAUUACUAGGAAAUCUUUUAAACAGUCUGAUGGGAACUGGAGAAGAUGAUGACACAGAAGAUGGUCAGGAAGAUAGCAGUCCUAUCGAACUUGACUGAAUAUUUUUGUCCUCGGGUGCCGUGUAAAUCUGAUGAUUCGAUGACUCCAAAGACAGUUUUGGAAUUUGAAUCCUGCAGUUGUUUCUUGGCGCCUAAAAGGGCUCCUCCGCUCUUUUAGAAAUGGUUGCUGAAAUGUUUAUAAUGUUCGGUCUAUAUUAUUUAUGUAAAAAAAAAAAAAAAAAAAAAGAAACCAACAAAAAAUAGCCAAAAGAACCAAUCGGAGCAAUUGUUAGCAGGUUUCCGAUACGGCGGCUGGUGACUUUGAUUAAAAUAUAGUCUUCUACGGUUUCUGAUGCAGUACUCCCUUUUGCACAGUAAUUCAAUAAAGCAUAAAUAUGGGUCUUGUACUUCAAGGUCUACCAAUAACAUCUUUGUUACAAGAAAGCCUCCUUGACCUCUGCCAUCUCCAAGGAACAUCUUGAAAGGCAGGGUGAUUAAUUGAAUAAUUUAUUUGUGAGGCUGGUGCCAAAAGCAUUGUGAGAUGAGCCAAAGAGUAUAAUUAGAGAUGCACAUCUGAGACACUGAUACCAAGAACUCACUUUUACUGCAGUGAGUCAACAUGCAUGCUAUUCAUGCUGCCUUUCAGCCUAUUUAAGAUUGGGCCCUGGCUGAGCCCGCAUGUGUUUGGCUGAUAUUUUUGGAAAAGCACAAAAUUGAAUUGCUUUUGAGUAAAAGCUGAUCAGUGGGACACAGGUAAGUGGCUUCCAUGUGGAUCUCUCUGGCCUAGCUGUAAAAAUAGGGUAUCUAAAAUACCUCUGGCUUGUGGCUCUACUCCUUUGGAACAGAUUCUUUUUCAGUCUGAGUUUAUAAGCGUACGUAAAGGCGUUUUAUAAGUGAAUGAAAUGAUUUGCCACAGUCUGUGUUUGAACCACAGCUCUUUGUAAAGAAAAGGGAUACUGCAGACUUUUUGUUCUUUAUGAUAUAUUUAUUUUUCUUGGGUGAUUGAUUCAUUUAACACUUCCUGUAAAAAGAAUAAAUCAAUAAAUAAUGGAGUAACUUCAA